Molecule: messenger RNA, 15786 nt
Organism: Pelobates cultripes (western spadefoot toad)
Lineage: Eukaryota; Metazoa; Chordata; Amphibia; Anura; Pelobatidae
Source: the annotation of a GenBank genome assembly
CAUCUUAUAAAAAAUCCUUUGAAGGUAGCACAGAGUCAGUAUAGUAAACUUGCUGCUGGUAUUGAGCUCGUGUGAUAGGUAAUACACGCAGUGACUGCAAUUAGAACCUUAAAACACAACUAUCAGGACUUUGGAAACUUUGCAGGACUAUCUUCUACCAGCUAACUCCGACUGCGUCAAACAUGAACCCCACGCUGUUCGUGCUCGUGUUCCUGGUGUCUGCGGCAGCCGCUGAGUCGGUAAGUGACGCAGCAGAGCAACGUGUUUUUUCUGAAGUUGGCGCAAUGUAGGGGGUGGGGAAAUCUGCCAUUUCUUUUCAUUUGAAUACAAAGUUGCUGUGUGUGGUUGUUGGGGUGUCUUUUUUUUUUUUUGUUUUUUGUUUUUUGUUUGUUUUUUAACGAGGUGUCCCUAUGGAUUAUGGAGCCGAGUGGUCCACAUUGCACGCAUUCCAAUGGAGGCCAAUCCUUUAAUCAUAGUAAUAGGAUCCUGCGUAGUACAACCUCCUCUGUAUCAAGGAAUGAGAUCCCCUUUUUAGUUAUGUCCCUCUACAUUCCACGUUUCCUCCAAAAACAACCAAAAAAAAAAAACUUUUUUUUUUUUUUUUUUUAAAUUCUUUAUAUCUAGGGGUUUUAUAACUAAACACAAUUUAUAUUUGAGUGCACUGAACACCGGAAAAUAGUCAAGUUGUACUGGAAUGUGUGGAUUUUUUUUUAUUUUUCAUUCAGUUCUUUCAGCAUAAACUUUCUAUUUGGGUUUAAUUUCGCAAUAGUUUUGUAUUUAUUUGGAUAAUUGUAGUCCUGGUUUGCUUCCUUUUUUUAAAUUUUUUUAUUUUUGUAGUCUUUGGUUAAUAAACGUCUUUAUUUCCGUUACUAAGUGAAGCUGACAAAAGUUAACUUUUAUGAUUUGAUAUAUACCUUGGCCAUUAUUCUUAUUUUCAGGAAUGCUAAACAAGAGGCUCCAUUUAAACCAUGUCUGCCUCUAGUCCCCACUCCUUAUCUGAGAUAGAGCGUGGAACCCUGACCUGUCUUAUUGUUAUGGGAGAAUUCCAUCACCUUUCUGAUGCAUGAGAUGCGCUUGGUUAAUGAUCUGUGGGUAAAGUUUUUGCUAGACAUUAUUUUGCUUCUGUUUGUCCCAAGCCUUCUGCUUUUUCGACGGUUUUGUAGCUUUUCAAGUUAAAAUAUGGCUUUAAUGUGACAAACUAUUGUAUGGGGCUUGAAUGACAAACACUACCCAAAAUAAUUCUGUUGGAGCAUCUGACAAAAUAAGAUGGUGUAAAAUGCUGCACCCAAUUUAUUUACAAGUGUAGUCUUGUUAAUGGAACUCUUCGCAAGGCAUCCUUAAAGGAUCACUAUAGUCACCAGAACCACCACAGCUUAAAGGACCACUAUAGUGCCAGGAAAACAUACUCGUUUACCUGGCACUAUAGUGCCCUGAGGGUGCCCCCACCCCCAGGGUCACCCUCCAGCCAGGCUCUAGUGGGAGGAAGGGGUUAAACUUACCUCUUUUUCCAGAGCCAGGUGGGGGACUCUCCUCCUUCAUAGCGACGUCAUCGGCUGAAUGCACAUGCGCGGCAGGAGCUGCGCGCGCAUUCAGCCAGUCCAUAGGAAAGCAUUCUCAAUGCUUUCCUAUGGACGCUGGCGUCUUCUCACUGUGAAAAUCACAGUGAGAAACGCGGAAGCACCUCUAGCGGCUGUCUGAGACCACCAUAGAGGCUGGAUUAACCCGAUUUAUAAACAUAGCAGUUUUCUCUGAAACUGCUAUGUAUGUGUUUGUGUGUAUGUAUGUAUGUAUGUAUGUAUGUAUGUAUAUUUAAAAAAAAAAUAAAAAAAUAAAAAUAAAAAAAAAAGUUAAACCUAGCUGGACCUGCACCCAGACCAAUUCAUUAAGCUGAAGUGGUCUGGGUGCCUAGAGUCGUCCUUUAAAGUAAUGGUUCUGGUGUCUAGCUUAAUUUGGUUCAACAGCAAAAACAUGUGAGGAAGGCUGAACUUGAUGGACGCAAGUCUCUUUUCAACUAUAUAAUAUAGCAUGUUCGUGCAGUAUUGGCCCUAUCGACAUUGCCUUUUCAAAGAAAAUUGAGUAUUUAUAUUGCUGGCUAAUAACCUCUCUAGUGGCCGUAACUAAGAAGGCCACUAGAGGAUCUUCCUAAUCUUGUGCAGCACCAAGUGACAACUCUCCAUAGAGGCAUUGAUUUUAAUGUAUCUAUAAGGAGAUGCUGACUGGGCCAGUCAGGCUUUUGCUGCACAUGUGCAAUAAGGGAAAGCAUUAGACUGACAGAUCAAGAUUAGUGCCUUGUCACUAGGGCAAAACCAGAGGGAUCCUGGUUCCGGUGAGACUGGCGCAGGAGAAAAGCGGAAAAUUGCCUUUACUAUAGAGGGGCCAUCACCUAAACGGCUAUCUACCUCCUAUAAAAAGAUUAUGUAAUGUAACACUUAAAACAUUUUUCAUAUAUAAUCUAAUUUUACUUAAUAGCUGUACACUCCAGAUGUCUGGAGUGACUUAAUUUUAAGAUUCCCAUACGUCAUGGGAUAUUGGUGUUGCAAUAUGUAUUGCGUAAUGUCAAAAGCAAAUCCUUUCCUUUUCCCUCCACAUCCAAAUAUGGACUUCCCCUCCCUCCCUCCCUUUUUUUUUUUUUUUUUUCUUCUUUCACCCACCUCCUUUUUUACCAAUACGUAAUCUUAAAGUUUUUCAAGUUGCUAAAGUCUGGAGACUUACUUGCUGGAUUCUGUGUAGUUUCCUUGUCACAAAACUGCUUUUGAUUUUGUUUAGCUCUGAUAGUGUUUGUUGGAAAUGUAUUUUUAUUUUUUCUCCUUUCUAUACUGCCUGUAGUUGCAAUUUCUAUAAGUUAAUGUGAAAUCUGGAGGACACUGCAGUAUUAAUUGCUUUAUUAAGAUUUAAAACCAAGAUCUUGCAUCUGGCUGUGUUCCAUUUGGAUGCAGUGGAGUAGAGACGUUCUGCAUUUCCUUUGACAUAUGCUCCAGUGCUUCUUUAGACACUUAAAUGGCACCAGCUAAAAUCACCAGGACUUUUAAAGUCAGUUUGCCAUUUCAAAAAGAAAUACUCAUAGACUGGGGCCCAUUUAGGGGAAUUGUUUUGUCUGCAAUCGCUCAUUUACACAUAAAUGACUUUUUUUUUUUUUUUUUCUUUUCAUCUGUCAUGCUCUCUAUAUGUUAAAGUGAUAUCAAACAGGCACAAAAUUAAUUCUGAAAUAUAAUCUGUGUGUGUGUGUGUAUUCUGCUAUCAUUGUGUUUUUUUUGUGUUGCGUAUGUUAUUGAUAAACUGAAGCUUGACCUCUGGAUACAAAAGGAACAGGUUUUGUUACUUCUUAAAGAUUUACAGGUGGGUAGGUACGUUACAUAGUAGUGUUGCUUUAGAAAGAGAGGAAAAAAGAAAGUUUCUAAAGUCGUGUGUGGUGUUUUUUUUUUAUUUUAUUUUUUUGCGGUUUGAUAUCUAACUUUUGUGUGGCUUUCUAAAACUACACUUAAAUCUGAUUUGCAUCAAUUUAUUUCUCUCUAAAAAGCAAAUUUUUUAUCUACAUCUAUGCUUUAGUUGUGUCUACAUCAUCAUGGCAUUUUAUCAAACAUGCCCUUUUAACCUUUUGGACUUCUUGUUUUAUUUUGUAAUACCUGGCUAGUGUGUGUGUAUAUGUAUGGAUAUGUAUGUGUAUAUGUGAAGCAGAUGUACUGUUGCGACUUAAACUCCACCUCAUGAUUGCUCAGUCACCAAGGCUCAAAGGACCACUACAGUGACAGGAAAACAUACUAAUUUUCCCGGCACUAUAGUGCCCUGAGGGUGCCCCCACCCUCAGGGUCCCCCUCCCGCUGGGCUCUGGGGAGAGGAAGGGGUUAAACUUACCCCUCUCCAGCGCCGGGUGGGGAGCUCUCCUGCUGUUCGGCUGAAUGCGCAUGCGCGGCAGGAGCUGCGUGCGCAUUCAGCCAGUCUCAUAGGAAAGCAUUCAAGAUGCUUUCCUAUGGACGCUUGCGUCUUAAGCACGCAAAUGCCUCUAACGGCUGUCAAUGAGAGCCACUAGAGGCUGGAUUAACCUAUUAUUUAUAAACAUAGCCGUUUCUCUGAAACGUACGUGUGUGUGUGUGUGUGUGUGUGUAUUUAAAAAAAAAAAAAAAAGGGGGGAGGUUAACCCUAGCUGGGUGCCUAUUGUGAUCCUUUUAAAAUACAUUAAACUUAAUUCUUUGCAGCUUGUCUCUGGUUUCAGAAUAGAUUUAUAAGGCAUACUGAACUACCGGUACCCACAAAACUAGCUUCCAGUCUUUUGCACAAAGUAUAGUCUAGCUUGCGACUAUUGGUGUUUCAAUGAAUAUCCCCUGGUGUCUGAGAUGUUGAACGCAUGAUAAAUGGCCUAGGAUGACAGAGUGCCACCAAAACACAUUUCUCUAUAGAAGAGAAGUUGACAGUAUGAAAAUGGUAACCAAAUGAAUAAUCUAAGAACAAAAAGUUAUAUUUAAUAUAAAAGCAUAAUUAUUUUUUAUUUUUUUUAAAUACCCUUUACUUGGUAAUUCUUGUGCAGGGGUAGGCUUAGGCAACAUUUGGAACUCUGGAUGUUUUUAAAAUCUUACCCCUGACUAAGGCACUAUAUUGUUAGAAAUACAAAUAUGUAUUUCUAACUCUGUAGUGUUUAAGUUUUUGUCUAAACUUAUAUUACCAGAGUCUUCAUUGCAUUUUUGUCACUUUGUGCCAAUUGAUUGCACAACCCUUUACCAUUAAACGUUUGUUUUUACAAUGCUUGCGGAACAUAAUUAAUGUAUUGAGUAACUAUCUCAAGGUUUUCCUGCAUGUACAAUAAAAGAAUACAAAGUAGUCCUCAUGGAUCGCUGUUUUAAAACACCCUGAUCUUACAUGAACUUGAGUCAUUGUUUAAAUCUUUAAAGCCUUUUUGAAUAAUGGUAAGAUUAAUACCUGAGUGAGGUUAAAGGACCACUCUAGGCAGCCAGACUGCUUCAGCUUAAUGAAGUGGUCUAGGUGCCAGGUUCCUCUAGGAUUAACACUUUUUUUUUUUUAGAGAAACUGCUAUGUUUAUAAAUGGGUUAAUUCAGACUCUAAAGCCUCUAGUGGCGUUUGCGUGCUUCUCACUGUGCAAAUCAGUGAGAAGACGCCAGCGUCCAUAGGAAAGCAUUAUGAAUGCUUUCCUAUGAGACUGGCUGAAUGCGUGCGCAGCUCCUGCCCCGCAUGCGCAUUCAGCCGAAGAGGAGGAGAGCUCAGCGCUGGGGGAAAAGGGUAAGAUUUAACACUUUCCUCGCCAUCCAGCCUAGCGGGAGGGGGUCCCUAAGUGUUUUCCUGGCACUAUAGUGGUCAUUUAAUCAUUACAAAUAUCCAUUGCAUUGCUCAGAGUAUACACCCUUCCUGAUUAACUUGAUUUCUAAAAACAACUUUAAAUGCCAAUGCAAAUUGUUAACCUACGUAAAAGAUCUAACUAUAAAAUCAAUCUUCCUCUAUCAUAGUAAUACUACCCCAUAUUUCCCUGCUAAAAGGGGUAGAAUUAUCUUUCAAACGUGAGGUCAUUAUUUGUUUUAUGCAAAAAAUUUAAAGGACGCUGAAUUACAUCAGUCAUGUCUGAUGGGUUUUCAAGAGGAUUUUCAAGGGAUUGUACAGUGAAGUCUAUACAAAGAUCUGAUUAACAACAAGCUUGAUAUGUGGCACCAAAUGAAUAUUCAUAUGGGCCCAUUAUUUUCCAUUCUAGAAGGUCUGGAACUUGAGCUAUAUUUGGAAUUGCAUAUUGGUCAUUUUUUGUUUCAUGGCUUCACAUUUAGUUUUGUCAGCAGAGUUGUUUCCUCUCUUUAUGGGGGUGUAUAUUUUUGAAUAACAUGCUUUUGAUCAUGUUGGGGACCUUGACCUACCUUUGCAUGACUGCUGUUCUAGUAAUACAGAUCGUAUAGUACUGGCUGUAAGUUUGAACUAUACCAGGAGUUAGAAGGGUGUUUUAUGUAUACCAAGGGUAUAGAACGUUCACUGUGAAAAUUUUCUCCAACAUCUGAAAAAUUUAAAUCUCAGGCAGCAAGCUUUUCUGUCAAAUUUCUCUGUUGGUUCAUCUGCCUAGAUGCUUAUUAAAGGGGAACUGCCAAUUCUCUGGAAAAUAAGCAAUUGCCUAAAGUAUGAAACCUCCUCUAUUACUGGGGUUAACUUUUUAAAGUGUGAGGUUCUGUUUUCUUUUAAAAUGUAUAUUAAAGAUUAAGUGAAAUGACAAUCCAGUGCAGUACAGGCACCACCAUGGCACACAUUGCAAAUGAGGAGGACAGAAACCUAAUUUUGCUUUCUCUUUAAACUAUAUUCAUUGGUAGAAAAGGUCAUCAUAUCAAAUGGUGAUGGACAGGGAGCAAAGAUAAAGUAUGUAGUUCAAGGACAAAUGUGUGGAAAACAAAAACUUUUAUUUUAGUGGGGUGUGUUUUUUUUUUUUUGUUUUUUUUUUUUUUUAUUUUUUUUUUAAACACUGGUUUUAUCACCACUUUGAAGAGAGGAGCUAAUUUUAUAGUUUGACUAGACAACCAUCUAAUAAACUGCUACAUCCUGGUGAGGAGACACAAAAUGACUGCAAUGAAUCAAACAAGGAAGUCAAAUGUUGGUCUUGACCAGACAAUUCCAUUACAUAGCAAAUAAUCACACUUUACUCUUCAAACAUUGAAUGUCACAUGGCAUUUACGAACAGCUGACUUGUUGAUUUUAUUGUUCCAUUCAAGCUUUUUAGCUAAAGUGGAUUUGUUCCAUAGACAACUCAAUGUGUCUAAUUAGGAAAGUGACAAUUUCCUGUAAGAUUAUAUCAGUGCCUAGGUUUACCAUGUAGUAAUAUAUGUGCUGUUUGCAUUAUUAAGCAGUCUAUUGCCUUUUCAAUUUUAGCUUCCCCCUUCUUUUUGGGGGCACUUCCUUUUCAAAAGCUUGGCGUCCAUCGGUUUUGAAAUUUAAACAGCCAAACGACUUUUUGCACCUCUUCUCUGGACAUUUCCAUUUGCCUUUUUUAUGCUGUGUGGGGAGGAAUCCAGUAGGAAAAUAGAGCAUAAACAUGAGGACUUUGCAUUUAUGCAAUGACUUGGCUGAAAUUUAAGUUCUAAGAAAACUGUAUAUGCAUGUACUGGAGGUAAUAUGCUCAUGACAAGUAGUGCUACAUUAAAUGUGCAUUACUCAUCUAUUUUUGGGUGCAAUAAUAGCAAAGCAAAUUACACCCUGCUUAAUCAAACCGGAAAAUCUGUACUGUUUGACAUUUUAUGCGACAUUAGAAUUCUGCAGAUUUCUGCAAUCUUGGUGUUCAUUAAUGCGUGAAAUAUCAGCAAUUCAAAAGGCAUUUAAAAUUUUAAGCCAAAAUAGUCCAACUUAAAAUAUAGCUGACAUGGCAUUUUUGUAGUUUUGCAAUUUCAGAAUAAACUCACAUUGAAUUUCUGACAUUUCACACUUUGGUGGAGAAACAAAUUUCCAAUUCUUGGUAGGAAAGUCUACUCCUCUCUGCCAAAAUUGUAUAUUUGUUUGUUUGUGCUGCACAGAGUGCAGUGGGGAGGCAAAUUAGAAAAUGUAUAGUCCUGAAAAUGCUAGUUGGGGUUUUUCUUCUCCUUUUCUCCAAGAUUAUAACUACCUUCCGUUAUAGUGACCUCUAUUCACAUUUGCGGUUAAAAGUUAAAUCUAGUUGGCUUAUCUUGUUUCCAGCACCAAAACAUCACUGUUGCAGCUGCCCAAUCUGCCUCUGUCUUAGUGAGCAUGCUGAUGUUUUCUCGUAGAGAAGCAUUGAGGUUGAGAAGUGCAUGCACAAUAAAGGUUUCGCUUGUCCAAUCAAAUGUUCUGUGAGAAACUUUGAGCAGUUUGAUUUAGUUAUUGCAACGAAAACACAAUCUAGUGUGUCAGAAAGACAGUCACUUUUACCUCUAUUUAAUUUUAGCUUCAUUCAAGAAAUAGAACAUACAAAAUGGGUGUGUUUUUUUUUUUUUUAUUUUUUUAUUUUUUUAUCUGCAAGUUGUGCAUACUUUUUCAUUCCAUGUAUGGCUAACCAUGAAAUUACAUUUUGUCUUGUUCCUUUUCAAAUUCCAAGCCAUAUUACUUGCAUAAAAGCUGUUAUUUGCAAUUUCUCGAACUCAUUCUAGUUUUCUCAAAACCCUUGUUGCUGUCAAAGGAGUCUGGCAUGCAUAAAAUUGGUGACACAAAGUAAAGGGGCAGAGAAGGUGCAAAAUAAACCAAUUUAAUCUCUUCCAUGCCAGUGAGGGCUGUAUUGCUAUGCAGGAAUUGCUAGGGGUAUUUUUUUUUACACUUUUUUUUGGGGGGGGGGGGGGGGGGAUGUAUGGAGCAUGACACUUAUCUAAAUCCUACAAUAUUCUUUUUCACAAAUGUAUAGCUGAGAAAAUCAACAAAGACCAACUCCAUUUAAAUUGGUUCCCAAUUAUUUUUAGGUUUGUUACCGUAAUUUACAAUUGGAUCACUUAUUUAUAGUAUAAACACAGCCAGGUAUAAACUGAAAGAUGUAAAGAAAAAUAAGCAAAGAUCUCAGAGAUAAAUACCUAUACAAGAGAAUAUAAAAUGGUAGUACUAGAAUUAAUAUAAGGAGUACAGGUAUGACAGAUUGUGAAAUAAGAUUUUACAAGAAAGUUCUGUCUGUUCUGUCAUUCCGUGACUAACUCUUAUCACUGUACAACUGGAAAAUCUACAUAUGCACAUUGUUAAUCAUCCCCACUGAUAAGAUGAAAUGUCCAUUUGCAGUUAAAGAAAUUUAAAAAUGUGUACACAUGACUCUCUAAGAGGAGCAGAAUUGGUUCCUGUGGAACUUUUAAAUUUCAGAAUUGGCGUUCUCGUCUUCAUGCAACUGUAGCAAUAGAAGAUGACUGGAUGAGGGAGCACACCUGUUUGGUCACAGUGAAGGUUGCUCAGAUUUCAUGCAGUCACUUUGAUCUUAUACUGUAAAAAUAUCCAUUAUCAACCCUUCUCCCCCCAAAAAUUAUUUUGAACGAUAUCUAACUUUUUUAGUAAAUUCAUACCCUGUUAAUAAUGCCAGAAACUCUGGAUUUUGAAUGCGUUUUACAUCGUGAUGGGGUGUACAUGUACUGAAAUAUCACUUUUAUAACCCAUUUUCCUUACACUAGAUGAGUAAACCACCCCUCCCCCUUGGGUUUUAAAUACGAUUAGCGUAGAGUCAAAUAUUUUCUGCUGAAGCCAUGUAGAUUUUAAAUGCUGUUUUGGUUGCUCUCUACAGAAUGUAGUAAAAAUGUCUUGUAAAUUUGCAGGUAGUGGCUUCCCAGCAUGAAUCACAGAACUCACGUGACUAAUUUAUAAACCAUGGCACAGCUAAAGCGGUCUUACCGCUCACUCGUUAAUUGUGUUUUGCUAAUUAUGUAAAAUGGCUGGUAUUAAAACGCCACUUGACUCGAAAUCUGAUUUUUAACAGAACACUCCCAUUUAUUUUUUUUUCCUAGAAUAGCUUUGCUGGUGGUUAAAUUAAAUGACAAUUAGAAUGCCAAUGCAUUCUACGCUAUUUAAAAUACUAGAUCUGACAUGCAUGGGAGACUUUGACCGUUUUCUUCUCAAGACUUUACCUUCUCAUUACGUGGACUUUUGUAACUCUAACUUUACAGUUCCAUGGGGUUUUUAUUGACUUUGCUAGUUGAGUACAGUUUAUGAUGAAAAGUUAAUUAUUAGCCACACUGAUUAAAUCAUAACUUCUGUGACAUUAACAGUGGAGUUAACAUUUAAUUUGCAAGGUAUGUGAAAUGGUUUAACAAUCCAUUGUGAUAUCACUGGAUUUGUGUCGUAUCUACACAUGAAGGUCUUCAAAUUUAUGAAGAAUGAGUGGCAGUGGUAAACUGACUGUUCAGUCUCUUAUCUGAUGAGCCACAUCACUGAUUCAUGAGUAGUGGCUUGUAUGACCAGGAACAAAAGAAAAUCAAGCAUAUUCUCCCAAGUUUCACUUCUGAAUGACUGCGGUAAUGCAUAAAAAAAAAAAAAAAAAAAAUUAGCUAAUACUAGAAGGACUUUUUUGUGUACCAAUCUCUGUAUAUAGCAAAUAAAUAGGCCAGGAAAUCUGGAACAAAUUGUUCUUUUUUUGAUCCACCCUCUUGUAUUGUCUUAAAGGACCACUAUAGCGCCAGGAAAACAUACUCGUUUUCCUGGCACUAUAGUGCCCUGAGGGUGCCCCCACCCUCAGGGUCCCCCUCCCGCCUGGCUCUGGAAGGGGGAAAGGGGUUAAAACUUACCUUUUUCCAGCGCUGGGCGGAGAGCUCUCCUCCUCUCCGCCUCCGUUCCGCCCUGUCGGCUGAAUGCGCACGCGCGGCAAGAGCUGCGCGUGCAUUCAGCCGGUCACAUAGGAAAGCACAGUGAGAAGCACGCAAGCGCCUCUAGUGGCUGUCAAUGAGUCAGACACUAGAGGGAAUAGGGGAAGGCUUAACCCAUUUAUAAACACAGCAGUUUCUCUGAAACUGCUAUGUUUAUAUAAAAAAAAAAAGGGGGGUUAACCCUAGAAGGACCUGGCACCCAGAUCACUUCAUUAAGCUGAAGUGGUCUGGGUGCCUAGAGUGGUCCUUUAAGUUGCUAUACCACAAAGGAAAACAAGUCUUCAUGUAUUCUGUGUGUGUGUGUGUGUGUGUAUGUAUAUAUGUAUAUAUAGUGUGGCAGGAAUAGAAAUGUAUGUUUUUGUGUGGGUUUUUUUUAAAUGUUAUAUAUUUUUUUUUUUUUUUGUCAAGUUUUCUGUUAGGAUAUUUUAUUACAAAGUUUUGAUGUCAUGAUUAGAAAACUGGUAAUGGUGCUAUGGGGGGCGGGGGUCUCUGCCCCACACCCCUCUUUAAGUGCUCCUUAAUAACCUCUUUUCCAUGUGCCAUACAAAAUCAAAAACUUUAUGCUGGCUUAUUCAGUAUUCAGAUGUAGAGCAGACAUAUGGAGGCAUAGAGGAUUACUAUUCCUCCCCCUUUUGAGAGGGAGGACCUCUCUGGCAUAAUAUGGUCUUCUGUUGGGGAGGUCUCUUCCCCAUAGUACCUCUCAAAUGGUAGUGAAACCUGGAAAAAGGUUUGCUUGCCUUGAAUCCAGUGCUGGGACAAGCCCCUGCUGCUGAUCUUCCAUGCCCCCCUCCAACGUCACUUGUGCCGCAUGCAGCCCAAUCACAGGCUUCUCAUAGAAUACAUGUGCUCCGGGCUGGUGCGGAUGGAGGGUUUGGUCAGAUUUUAUGUAUUUCUUUUAAGUGCAUGAUGAGAGGGGAGCGCUAGCCGCAGCUCUGCCUACAAGAGGAAGACUUUAAACAUCUGUCUGCAUGUAGUGCGUCAAUUAUGCACCGCAUUGACAUUGGAAAGCCAAGUCACGUGUCAUGGCAUUUCUGUAAACCCUGCACAUACUGACUCCUGCAACUGUGGUCAUGGUGGUUGGAGUAACCCUGUAAGAUUGUCUAUGGUGAAACAAGACGUUGAGGUUCUCAGACUAAUAGUAUUUAGUCAUGCAUGGUUUACUAAAAACCCAUUUGGCACUAUAUGUAUGUAUUCAUUAUUGGUAUUGUAACUUUUAUAUUCAUGAGAAGGGUCAAACAAUUUCCUCUAAUAGUUUUCCCUGUUAUUUGCCCACUUGAAAUUUCCAACCCAGUUGAGUAGUAUACUUAUGUUGUGUGAAAUUUUUUUUUCUUUUUUUUUUUUUUUUUCUCAAUAGAUACGGGAGACAGAAACCAUGGACCGAAGAGGAUUUUAUGAAGAUAUUGAAGCCUCUGGAAAUUAUGAUGACGAUGAAGAUAUUGAUGAAAGCACAUAUACCACAGACUCCAAAGAUUCUGAUGAUUAUGAUUCUUAUGAGUCAUCUGGUUCUGGCGAUUCAGGUAUUUUUUUUUUUUUUUUCUCAUAUCAUCUCUGAGCCAAGUCGCACAUACAUUUUUAAUUGUCCGACUUAAACGUAGUGAACAAUCUUAUAUUGGUUUAUGUUAUAGCCUUUGCAUUUGAUUUGUUCUAUAAGCUGCUCCACUCAUACCCCUGGCUGGAGCACAGCAGCAUUCUUUUCGAUUUCUCAAAUCAACUGAGAAUCUAAUCCUGGUUUUACCUUUUCAUUACAAAUGAGCAUUAUGUGAGGGAGUCCUUCAAAUUUGUGUAUUUUUAGUGUAAUCUCUAAAAUUUCAGAGUGGUUUGAUUCCCACGCAGAAUGCUCCAUUUAAAUUGCUGCAAUACACAUUGAAGCAGAUUUGCUUUAUAAAUGCACUGCAAAAUUACACAAGGUGUGGCAAAGGGAGGCCUUGAAAAACAAGAUUUUAUUGUAGGGAAAAGCUGUAUCUAAAAUAAACAUGUUUUCUCUUGGGUUCCUAAUAUGCAUAGCCUCGGACUGCCUUUAUUAUAAACUAACUUUCUGCAUUUUAACUUUUUUAUUUAUUUAUUUUUUUUAAAUGAAACCGGAAAUUGCUUAGAUGUAUAGUCUUCUGUUGUAUAACACUGUCAACAUUUUAGAAAGUGUGUUGGUCAAUUUAGUAAUGCAAUUUAUGUAAUUGGUGCAAUAGUUUAAGAAUGUGUACGGUGUGAUUCUGACCUUUGUGUUCAGAUGUGACAACAGAACUUUAUGGAGCUAUAUCAAAACGAGGCAUCCUUAACCCACCAUGACACAACACUGUCCCAUUCUGUAGUGUGUUAAAAUGGCUACAGUGUUCAGAAGCUAUCGAAUGUACUAAUAAAGUGGAACUGCCCCUUCUGUUAGAUAUAUUUGUCUGUCAUCCUCAUCAGGCCAGUCCACAUAUUAAUAUAACAAAUGCAUCUCUAUGAUUCUGGUUGCAGCCCCAUGUAAAAAUUCCACAGUAAAUUCAGGAUCCUGUUCAAGAACUGAUUUUUUUAAUUUUUUUUUUUAUCCUCUUGCACAUAGCAUGUAGGAAACCUUACUUAAAUAUUGGCAAUAACCAGUCAGGAAAAUGAUUUAAAAAAAAUAAAUAAAAUGGAAUCUAAGCAAGAAUUAUUUUUAUUAUAAAAUUUUUCAUAUAUUGUUUUCCCCCUCUCUUCCCUUUUUUUAUUUAUUUUUCUUGUAGAUGAAGAGGAAUCCACUGUGGACAUAACUGUAAGUACAUUUUUCUUAAGUGUAAUCUUUUACCUUUUUUAUUUAAAAAAAGUGGAUGGUAGUGUUGAAGUAGGCUCAUAGCAUUCGCUUUGCGAUUUGCAUACCUGGUUGUGUUUGUGGCUACCUUUCCAUUUCCUUUAGGUAUCUAGAAGGGUUUGAUCUGACCUCCUUCUCGGUCUUUAACAUCUUUGUAUUUUGUGAUUUGUAGACUACUUUGGAUAACAGAAUUCCUGAAGAUGACAUAAUGCCAAAGGAUAAAAAUGACUAUGAUGUGAGCGACACCAAUGAUAUAAUUAUUCCAAGGAAAACAAGUGAUCAGGGGAAUCUUGAACCAUCAAAUGAAAUCUCAAUGGCAAGCACUGGUAACGGAGGUUUCUUCAACAGAAAAGAAGUUGUGGUUGGUAAGAAGUAAUUUUUGUAAAUGUAUUUUAUAUUUUUUUUUGUUUUGUCCUGGCCUCAAUGGUAUCAAUCUAUUAAUAAUAAAUAUGUUCAAGAGUCUACUAACAAAGUGUUUGUUUAGUUUUGUCUAAGAUGUUUGGUUCCUUAUUUCCUGUGCAAAUCUGAAUGCCUUAGUUUCAAGAACUUGGCUUCAUUCUACUGUGCUUUUUUAAAACUGAGGUUAUCAUGCAUUUUCAUUAUGAAUUUUACAGCUGCUUGUGGUAUUAAAAUACCAUUUUAAUAUCACUCUGGUCCAUCUAAUUUAACAAAUAAUUAGACUAAUACUCUGCAGCAUAUGUAAAUGGGUAACACACUACCUACAAUGAAGCACAACACAAUAACACCCCAUUUACAAAUAAGCACACAAAGACUCUAUUAUAAACAAAGCGUAAAGUUUGCAGGUAUAGCAGUCUAGCUCAUUAACAUAUAAAAACUAUGUAGUCUGAAGCAAGAGGACACCUAUCCUUGUUCCUAACAAUUGCAUUACAAGAUGUUACCACACUGCUUCUAUUGCUACACCUUGUGUUUAGUCUGUUGCAUGUGUGUUUAUUUGUUUAUACUGACACUGUUUACUUUUUGUCUCCAGCUCUUGUCGCAGGUACACUUGUUGGCCUAGUAUUUGCAGUGUUGAUAAUCGUUGUCUUGGUUAUGCGUCUGCAAAAGAAAGAUGUAAAUGGCUGCGAUUCUGUCAAGAAACCAAUCUACAAGAAGGCUCCAACAAUUGAGGCAUAAACAACCCUCAUUCUGAUGAGACUGAUAAAAGCAUUUGAAAGCUGAGAUUCUUGUCUUAUUACAAAUGCAUCCAUGUUCCUGAUAUCGAAGUGAUUUUUACAAAAUCUUUUAUGACAGUUUGACUAAAUAUCAAAAAGCAUACGCUGGUCAUAACAUCUUAAAACACAAACAUUCCCAGGUUUUGUUUUUUUUGUUUUUAUCCAGAGGUACUUGUGAAAAAAAGCUCCAUACACUAAGUUAAGAAGGACCCUUUGUGCCCCCACCCAUACAUAAACACUAAUUCGUAUAGGUUAUGUGUAAUUUAAUGGUCACUGUACUGAAACGUUUUUUUUUUUUUUUUCUUGCAUUCUGCAGUAGGCCAAUAUAUGAUGUAUACCUGGUAGUAUACACGAGUUGCUCUGAAAAUGCUCCUGCUUGCUUUCUUGUUUCAGGGAACAAAAUAACCAGCUACAACUUUUUUAUUUUUUUAAUCCAGGCAAAAUAAGGAGCAAUGUACACAAUCCAAUAUGUAACGGUACUAGUUUGACAAAUACAAAUCUUCUUCUAAAAGCCAGUAUAGCAUCUGAAUAGGUACCAGGUGUUUUUCAUAUUUAAAUUUUUUUUUUUUUUUUUUUUUUUUUACUUUACAAAACUUUUUAAAAAUUCCACAUACUUAAGAGCUGGCAUAGGCAACAUUCAGCACUCCAGAUGUUUUGGACUACACUUCCAGGAUGCUUUGCCAGCAUUGUGGGGGAUGUAGUCUACAACAUCUCGAGUGCUGAAGGUUGCCUACCCCUGCUUUAGAGGUUACAAAGUAUUUACUGUUGGCAAAUACUGAUCCAUUUUGAGGCUCUCACUGCAGAAUUUUUUUUUUUUUAUUAUUUACUCCCCCCCCCUCCCCCAUCAAAUAGUAGCAUUAUGUAAUCUUUAUCGGUACAUUUGAAAUUUCAGUGUAGGAAUUUAUACCAUUGAUACACUUACAGUUUUGUUGCUUCCUGUCUAGUGAAUGCAUGAGUGCUGCUUUUAUUUAUUUUUUUUUUAUUUUAUUCAGAUGGCUUCAAAAAAUAAGCUUUUAUUAAAAAUUUUCCUAAAUUUGAUUCUUAAAGUUCACAUGUGCCUUUAUUUUUUUUAUUUUUAUUUUUUGUAUAUAGUACUACAAUAUAAUUUGGUACAUCUGGCAUUUGUAUGGGAAAAAUAGAAUUGUAAUAGAAACCUUAAAAUCUUCUUUUUAAAGAUGUUUGAGGUUAAACAGUCAUAGUUUAAUGAACAUGUUUUAAUUUGGUAUUCCCUUUUUUAAAUAGUAAUUAAAUACUAGAUUUACCAUAUCUUUUAAUAUCGCCGUUUGUAGAAAUAUUUUUGGUUUUGUUUUUUUAAUAAAAUUCUACUUUUUUAAUUUUUUUUUAUAUAUAUAUUUAACUUUUCAGGUUUUAUCUUGCAUCUACCCUUUUAUGUAUAUAUGUUCAGCUAUGUGUUUUUAUUUUUUUUUAUUUUAUCAAGGGCAUUCUUCUGAGAGGGCAGUUAAUAAAUAUUACUAUUUUUAUAUUUUCCACUUUGUUUUCAUUGCAUACUGGUUACUUUUGUAGACUGUUCACAUCUUCAGAUUAUCAAAUACCUGUGUAAAAUUUCAAUGUAGCAGCUAUUAAAAUAUUUAUAUUACACAAA